AUGUCGCGGUUCUCAACCUUCCUCGCCGCCAUCGUCCUGGCUCUCACCAGCCUCGCAGCCGGCCUCCCCGCAGGAUCCAUGCUCGCCUCGCAUACCGCCUCACACAUCGUCCACCGCAGCAUUGGUCUUGGUAGGGACACCCUCCGCGAGGACGACCGGAUGGAGCGACGCGACUUCACAUGGACCAACUCCAAGUCGCCCCAGAACCUCUGCGGCGACAGCAGCUUCACGACGAGCGACGACGACGCAGGCCCGUCCGUCUCGGACUGCCAGACGUUCCUCGACUGGGUCUCAGACCGGGAAGGCUUCUGGCUGGUCACAGGUUUCAGCUCGGGCGGUGAUUCGUGGGAGGAGUUCGCACGCGUUGAGUCGUGUGCAAUUGCGGUCCGUCAUGCCGACUCCGCUACUGGAACUAUUCCAAUCGGCAACCAGGAUGUCAGCGAUAUCAUGAAGUCCGUGAUAUCACAGUACGGUGGUGCUGCUAAACUGCCUUCGGUACACGGCACGAUGGAUUGCAAGCGGGAUCCUUCGUCUGCGAGCGUGGAGUGGAAGGUCUACAAGAGCUGA
Molecule: messenger RNA, 567 nt
Organism: Diaporthe amygdali
Lineage: Eukaryota; Fungi; Ascomycota; Sordariomycetes; Diaporthales; Diaporthaceae
Product: glycoside hydrolase family 18 protein
Exons: 3
Coding region: 1-567 (188 amino acids)
Source: RefSeq, a predicted model, not a curated record